Messenger RNA from Neltuma alba, 1747 nucleotides. Its product is annotated as TMV resistance protein N. The transcript is spliced from 2 exons. The record is from RefSeq and is a predicted model, not a curated record. NCBI's taxonomy places the organism in Eukaryota, Viridiplantae, Streptophyta, Magnoliopsida, Fabales, Fabaceae. Gene Ontology annotation, biological process: signal transduction; defense response. The coding region runs from base 80 to 1522 and encodes 480 amino acids. Gene Ontology annotation, molecular function: ATP hydrolysis activity; ADP binding.
UACCAAGUAUGUGCUGGGAGUUGGAGGCGCUGUGUGGAUUGCGAAGGUGCAGAGAAAGUCGUACCGAAGGGCACCUUCCAUGAAAUUUUGGUCUGGUAACGCCUUUACCAAUGUUGCGCUCAGAACUCAGGGGCAGCGAAGGUCAUAUGUGCUAGAUGUUUUGAGCGGAUCACAUUCCUCCAAAUCCAAUACCUCUAUCUCUUUAGUUAUGAUCACUCCAAAUCAAGAGCCAUCAUCAUCUACUGGAUCGUCCUCCAGCGAAUCAACUUCCAAUCAUUACGAUGUUUUCCUGAAUUCCACAAGCGAAUCAACAUUCACUACCACUCUCUGCGAUGCUUUGCGAAAGAAGGGAAUCGAGAAAAUCUUCGUCGGUCCCAAUAAACUGAGGGAAAAGAAAAGAAAGAGGGAAAGCAAACAAGUUUUUGCAUCACCUGAUCCUCUUAGCGCGAUUGAAAAAUCAAAGGUUUCUAUUCUUGUGUUCUCUGGGGAUUAUGCUUCUUCUGCUGAGUGCCUUGAUGAGCUCGUCAAGAUUAUGAAGUGCAGGAGGAAAAAGAAGCUAGUGGUUUUUCCGAUCUUCUACCAAAUAGAACCGACGAUUGUUCGGCAUCAGAAAGGUAAGUAUGAAGAAGCCAUGGUUGCUCAUCAACAGAGCUUCGGAGACGAACAGGUUCAGCAAUGGAAGUCGGCGUUGAACGAAGCCGCCGGUUUGUCCGGAUGGCAUUUUGUUGAAGGAUCUGAACAUGAUUUUGCUAAGAUUGUUGAAGAGGCAUUUUCCAAGUUGCCGCCUAAACGAUUACAUAUUGGGGAGCACAUAGUUGGACUCGACGCUUGCAUAAAAGAUGUCACUUCACUUCUUGAUGCCGUGUCUAUUUUAGGAAUUCAUGGAACUGAAGGAGUUGGCAAAACUACACUUGCUAAAGCUGCAUAUAAUUUAGUUGUCCACCAAUUUGAAGAGGCUUGUUUUCUUACUGACAUAAGAACAGCUCCUAAAGGAAGCAAAGGCGUGGUACGUCUUCAAAAGACGCUUCUAUCAGAGAUUCUUGAUGAGAAGAAAAAGAUCAAGUUAAGAAGUGUUGAAGAAGGGAUCUCUAAGAUAAAGCAGAGGCUAUGCCAUAGAAGGGUUCUUCUUGUUCUUGAUGACAUAGAUGAGAUGGAACAAUUAGAACAACUUGCGGGAGGUCGUGAUUGGUGUGGAAAUGGCAGUAAAGUGAUCGUGACAACAAGAAAUAAGCAAUUACUGAUUGAUGGUCAUAUUGAUGAAUAUGGAAUGAAGGAGCUAAAUAACAAUGACUCCCUUGAGCUUUUCUCUCGAUAUGCCUUCCACUUGGACAAACCCCCAGCGGAUUAUGAAGAAAUCUCCAACCAUCUGGUGAGUUAUGCACAAGGCCUUCCUUUGGCUUUGAAAGCUAUGGGCUCUAAAUUGAAAAAUAAAAGCAUGGAGGCAUGGAAAUGUGCAUUGGAUCAAUUGGAGAAACUUCCAGAAAGGAAGGUUGAAGAUGUUCUCAAAAUAAUGGGAAAGUAGGAUGCUGGAGAACAGCUAAUGGUUGUUCUUCUUUUGUCCACGGAAUUUCUAUGAAGAAUGCUACUCUCGAGUCCACAGUUAAGGAUUCAUUUCUUUUUCACCCUGCUUGAAUGUUUCUGAAGUGUCAGUUUUGUCAGCGAUACAACAUUUCAUCCGUGAUUUAUAUUUACUUAAUAUACAGAUUUUUCUCCAGAACUUAUUUAAUAAAACAACUACCUCAAAUUU